Messenger RNA from Apaloderma vittatum (bar-tailed trogon), 421 nucleotides. RefSeq names its product cellular repressor of E1A-stimulated genes 2 (gene CREG2). The transcript is spliced from 3 exons. The annotation marks the transcript as partial. The record is from RefSeq and is a predicted model, not a curated record. NCBI's taxonomy places the organism in Eukaryota, Metazoa, Chordata, Aves, Trogoniformes, Trogonidae.
AUCCAAGGCAUGCCCUAUGGGAACUGCCUACUUCUCAGCGAUGGCCCUGUCAAUAACAGCACUGGAAUCCCUUUCUUUUACGUGUCGCCGAAAGAUAACACUGUGGCGGAUCUCCUGAAGAAUCCUGUGGCUUCUCUGACCCUGCCAGAGGCAGACGGAAAUUUCUGCAGAAAAAAUGUAAUUGACCCGGAGGAUCCAAGGUGCGCCAGGCUGACUCUCACGGGACAGAUGGUCACGGUGCCUCCGGAGGAAGUGGAAUUUGCCAAGCAAGCAAUCUUUUCCAGGCACCCGGUGGUAAGAAAAUGGCCCCGUAGCUAUGAAUGGUUCUUCAUGAAAAUGAACAUUGAGCACGUCUGGUUUCAAAGCUGGUAUGGAGAAGCUUCUGCCAUUGUAGUAGAAGAAUAUUUAAAAGCAGUUCCAA